AAAGAUGGAAACCGCCCCAGUUUGCGCUGCGGUGGAGGCACGUCUUUGGCCACCUGUAGACGGUGGGGUCCACUGCCGCGCCUCGUACGACAGCGAUGGGAGAAAAUGCUCCGGCGGCCAGCAGACAUAAUAAUAACCACUAUGGUGGCAACUGUGGAACCAUCAAAGCUCCCUUGUGAUCAUGGGAGCCAAUCUUUAUCCACAAGCAAAGAGAAGAGGACUUGCUUCGUUCGUGUAAUCUGCAGUCAAAACGAAGGGUGAGACUUCGUAUUUUUCUUACAUGUAGUGAGUACGACUAGAUGAUGGAUUGAAGUGGCCGAAGCAUGAUUCUUGGAUCUUGUCCCUUUGCAGUCUCCCUUCCUGGGAGCAGAUUGUGUUCCACGAGUCGAGAGUCUCAAUUAAAGGAGGAGGAGGAGGAGGAGGAGUUCUGCUAUCAGUCCUUUGUUGACAUGGGGUUUCCGGUGGGCUGCUCCGAGCUGAUCGUGCCAUUAACGCUCCUCCGCAUAGCUUUGCUCCUGGGCCACCUGCGACGCCUCCUCUUCCUGGUCUUCGACGUCCUCCCCUGGCCCGACAACUCCAGCAGCAUUAGCCGCGGCAGCAGAUGGAACCAACCGUUACAGUCGGCGUCGGCGACGCUGACCAUCGGAGGGGCGCUUCCGGUGGUGAAGUACGAGGAACUGCCGGAGGCCGACGACGGUUGCGCGGUGUGCCUGUGCGAGCUGGAGCACGGGGACGAGGUGCGGCGGCUAAGCAACUGCCGCCACGUCUUCCACCGUGGCUGCCUGGACCGGUGGGUGGAGCACGACCAGAGCACCUGCCCGCUCUGCCGGGCUCCACUCGUCCCGGUGGAGAUGCGCUGGGCCUCCGCCACGGAUUCUUACUACGACGACGACGACGACGACGACGACUGCUUGUCGAUCGACUCUUCUCUUCAUCUUUAGGUAAUGGCGUCAUACAAUAGCGUGAUCUCUGCACUUUGGCUCUGCUGAUCUCUACACGGGGAGUUCACGUCACUGAUCUAAAGAAAGCUAUUGGUUUGAGCAAGAUGAAGAUUCAAGAGACCUCAUCUAAAGUAGCUAAAUCUUUCUUCUUCAAGUCCUUCCUCUCUUACACUCAUCAGUACUCAACAUCUCAGCUCUUGGACUCCUCCAUGCUUCUGCUUCCAUGAAGCUCCAAAGACCAUAAUACCUCUGCUUCAGAUGAGGUUAUGUCGAGCAGUGUCACCUUUCAAUCACUCUCUAUGAAGACAACUUCUUUACCACAGUAUCA
This is a messenger RNA of Musa acuminata AAA Group (dessert banana), 1269 nucleotides long. RefSeq names its product brassinosteroid-responsive RING protein 1-like. The record is from RefSeq and is a predicted model, not a curated record. Lineage: Eukaryota; Viridiplantae; Streptophyta; Magnoliopsida; Zingiberales; Musaceae. The transcript is spliced from 2 exons. The coding region runs from base 324 to 941 and encodes 205 amino acids.